Messenger RNA from Rhinichthys klamathensis goyatoka, 1115 nucleotides. RefSeq lists its product as uncharacterized. Lineage: Eukaryota; Metazoa; Chordata; Actinopteri; Cypriniformes; Leuciscidae. The transcript is spliced from 5 exons. The coding region runs from base 53 to 979 and encodes 308 amino acids. The record is from RefSeq and is a predicted model, not a curated record.
GUGCGUAGCUAAUGGAGAUUAAAUUGCCUUAUGCUGGCUUAGCUAACAGAGCAUGUAUCUGUUAUAUACUAUAAUAUCCGCGCUUUUGUGCUUUUUGAUAUUGAAAUGGAUGAAACGGAGGAGGUAUUACAUGGAUGUGAAGAGGUUAGAUGGAAAAACGGUUCUUAUAACAGGUGGAAACUGCGGUAUUGGGAAGGAGACUGCUGUGGCACUGGCUUUACGAGGUGCUCGUGUGAUCAUCGCCUGCAGGGACGAGGAGAAAGCGAGAAAGGCCGUUCGAGAAAUCAAAGGCAGGAGCCACAAUAUGAAUGUGCUAUAUAUGGAGGUCGACCUGGCCAACAUGAGGUCCAUACGAGAGUUCUGCAAAACAUUCCUACAAAAGGAGAAGCGGCUGGAUAUUUUGAUCAAUAAUGCAGGUAUGCCCAGCGUUCUCGACUGGACCGAUGACAACUUCUCCAUGUGCUUUGGCGUGAACCACCUGGGCCACUUCUUACUGACGAACCUUCUUCUCCUGCGGCUGAAAGAGAGCGCCCCGAGCAGAGUGAUCAAUCUCACCUGCUCCAGCUACAAGUACCAGAGGCUGAACUUCCAAGAUCUCAACUACAACCUGUUCCCGUUCUUCACUUACUGCCGCAGCAAGCUGGCCAACAUUUACUUCACACAGGAGCUGGCUCGCAUGACGGAGGGGAAAGGAGUGACUGCGUUUGCCGUUCACCCUGGUUACGUUCAGAGUAGCUGGACCUGUCAUUACUCGAUUCUGUACCGGAUCCUUGUGCAGGUGGUGAUGUUCAUGUUUUUUGUCUCGUGUGAGGCUGGGGCGCAGACGGUGGUCUAUUGCGCCGUAUCAGACGAGGUGCUCCCGCACAGCGGAGGAUAUUUCACUGACUGUCAGCCGGCUCCUCUGCGAGCCUUCGCUAGAGAUUCUGGAGUAGCAAAAAAACUCUGGGAGGCCAGUGAGAGACUAGUUAAACUGGCGUGAUUACGAUUUAUAGAUAAGAUAUAGAAUGCCUUUUUUUGUUGUUUUCCUGUUUUAUAAGCAGACUGAUUCUUAUGUUAUUUAUGGAACACAAUGUUGUGAGAAUGUGAUUUUUAUGACAUACUGGUUUGAGUUUUGA